Drosophila hydei is the source of this 3254-nucleotide messenger RNA. RefSeq names its product zinc finger FYVE domain-containing protein 1-like. The record is from RefSeq and is a predicted model, not a curated record. The transcript is spliced from 10 exons. Lineage: Eukaryota; Metazoa; Arthropoda; Insecta; Diptera; Drosophilidae. Bases 706 to 3018 code for a protein of 770 amino acids. Gene Ontology annotation, molecular function: metal ion binding.
UCUAUUACAAAGUGCUUUUAACUUUUUGACAAUGCGUGCGCGUUUUUGUCGUUUGUUGUUGGUUGUGGUGCCCUCAAAUAGUUAAAUUAAAUAGCAAAUGUGAAUAAAUGUGGAGUUUAUGCAAUAAACACAUAUAAAUAUAUAAACAUCUUAAAGACAACGCUAAUUGAAUUUAUAAGCAGCUAAUCAGGUGCACCACCGUUGGCAGCUAGCCGCACUCUUAGCAAAAUAAACACGUACACAGACACACACACAAAACCUAUACUUACCAUAUACGUACAUAGCUAUUAUAAUUGGCUGCAGGUUGCAGCUGCACCGAAAAUCCUUAACAAAGCAAACGCAGCUCUACAAUAAUGAUCAAUUUGGAUACAACAAAUAAAAAUCAAUCGUCAAUAAUGCAGCCGUUGCCAUUUUUUCAGUAUACAAGCAAAAAAACUGGUGCACACAAGGGUUAAGUGCACACAGACGUAAGCGCACGCUGUUAAAGACUGCAUUAACAGAAUGUAAAGACGCUGUUAACAUAGCAAUAUUCUGCCGCUGUUAACACACACACAGUCAGUCGCAGCAAACGUUGUCCACAAGGCGCUGAAUCACUAAAAUCAGCGCUCAGCCGCUCAACCAGCUGCUGGGCCAACUGUGAAUUAUUUAACAAUUAAUUUACACAGCUGCUUAAAGGCUGAGUUAAUCAACAAUUUGCCGUUAACGAUGGCCUUUCUAGUUUCCAUAACAGAGGACGAGGCAUUGCGACUGGAUGUGAUAAACGAUGCCGAAUUUAAAUCGAUACCAUUUAUCAAUACGAAUGAUCACGACUCAAUUGAUAACGAUAAUGGAGCGACGACACGUGCAUUUCUCUUUCUCGAUGCCGACGAGAAUUUGCAGAUAGCGACGCCAGAAUUGUUUUGUAAGAAGCUCAAGUGUCAGAGUCUGGAUAAAAUCAAAGUGAUCUCAAUAUUUGGCAACACCGGUGAUGGCAAAUCGCAUACGAUGAAUCAGGUAUUUUUCGAUGGCGAGCCCGUGUUUCGCACAUCACCAGAGCAAAGCUCCUGCACAAUUGGCGUCUAUGCUGCCAUGCAACGAGAACAGGGUGUUCUUUGUUUAGACACGGAGGGCUUGUUGGGCACCACGGCCAAAAGCAACAAACGGAUGCGCAUGCUACUCAAGAUUUUGGCCAUUUCGGAUAUUGUGGUUUAUCGCACACGCUCGGAGCGUUUGCACAGUGAUAUGUACGAGUUUCUAGGCACCGCCUCGAAGGCGUUUUGCUUGCAUUUCACCCAGGCGCUGCAAGCCAUGGGCAAUGGCAGCACUCUGGGACCAGCUGUGAUCAUAUUCCACGAGACGCACUACACAAAGCCGCUGGAGAGCACCGUGGAGGAGAGCGCCGAGGACAAGCUACGCAACAAUUUCGCCCUGCUGAACUAUGAGACGAAUGCGUUUAGUUCGCUGCGCUACGUAGGCAUCCAGACGGAUGCGAAGAAGUCAACGAAUUUCCAAAAGAUAAGCGAUGCACUGCACCUGGAGAUAGAGAAUACGGCGGUACGUUCGCCGCGCCAACCCGCCGUCGUCUUCAAGGCGAUGAAACUCUUGAAUCAGAAGUUCGCUGGCGAAAUUAUCGAGAAAGCAAUCAAUCCAUUUCCGGAGCAAUACUUUACCUGCAGUGCCCAUUGCGAAUCGUGCAGCCGUCGCUGCCAACGUUCGAUGGGUCAUGUGAGCGAUGGGGAGCCGCAUUACAAUACGCAGCCCUGCAACUACCAGCAUCAAUUUGGCAACAAACUGUACCUGUGCAAGGCCUGCUACAACAAUGGCAAGGAGAUCGUUGUUAGUGUGCGAGCGCAGGCGCAAACGGAUACCGCCUGGUCGGGCCUGGCCAAAUACGUGUGGAAGGGCGAUGUUAUCGAGUGUCCGUACUGUGGCGAAAUCUAUCGGGCACGUCAAUAUUGGUAUGGCAAUAAAUCACCCGAGGCAUCGGUGGUGCACGUUCAGGUGGUGCAUGUCUGGAAAGGUGGAAAUGCUGCGUUGCGCGCCAAUGCUCAUUCCGCUCAAAUGGUGCUCGAUAGCGUCAAUAGCAUUAGUGAGGCAUUUACCAACAUUUCAGCGCCAUGGGCGAAGGCAUUGAGUGGCAUGCUGGCGGACAAGGUGGCGCCCAGCUAUUGGCGACCCAAUCAGGAGAUAAUUAUGUGCCAUGCCUGCAGGCGCAACUUCGAGAAGUCUGGCAUGCCGAAGCAUCAUUGUCGCGGCUGUGGAGAGGGCUUUUGCCACACGUGCAGCCAGCACAGGUUGCCCGUGCCGGGCCGUGGCUGGCUGCAGCCAGUGCGCGUCUGCAACGAUUGCCAUCAACAGCUGCAGCGCAAAUCAGACGCGACACCAGGCUCACGUCCAACGAAUGAUGAGGGCGAUAUUCUGGUACGGAAAUAUGGCGAGACAAUCUACAAUACGAUCAGCAGCGUUGCAGCCGUGGCCAUAGACUAUCCCAAGGCCAUGAUCAAGGACAGUGCACGUCCUGCCUAUUGGGUGCCCGAUGCGGAAUCGCCCAACUGUUUCAUAUGCAAAGCAGUUUUUGGACGCGCCGAGGAGCUGGAGAUGGCGAAGAAUUCGGGCGAACGUGGCAAGCCGAAGGGGGGCAACAUCAGCAAAUCAGAUGCCAGGAGCAGCGGCAGCAGUAAUGAAGGAACUGCACCUAGAACUAGAGCCGUCGAUGGGCCGGGCGACUGCAGGCGUCAUCAUUGUCGACGCUGCGGCCAGGCGAUUUGCAGCAGCUGUUCAAAGCGCCGCAUGCCCGUGCUGGAGCGCGGCUGGCAAACAGAUGUGCGUGUAUGCGAUGCCUGUGCCUGUGUGCCAAGCGGGUCGCAGAACAACAGCAACAGCAUCAGCAGCGCCAUCUCGGAUGCCAUCAACGAGGAUGAGGCGGUGAUAACAAAUGGCCUAAACGAGGAUCGCCGAGCGAGCAACAGAAGCAGCAACAGCUCCAGCGACUAUCGCAACUGCAAUGCCAGCGACGAUGUCAAGGCCAAGUCCGAAUGAGACGCGGCCCAUCAGGGCAGGCCCAACACCCAGACGCAUGCCCAACCCAAUUCCGAUCAAUCAGUCACAAUUUGGUCCAUGUGCCCAGGAAGGCGCAAGGCUCCUUGAACAGUUGCUGCUCAUCGACUCGCGACACUGCAUCGUACAAUGUGAUACUAUAUUUUUUGAUAAAUGUACAUAUGUCUAUAUAUAUAUAUAUGUAUAUAAAAGUUACACCUAUAUUAUACCUUCAUGUA